AUGUUUGUUUCUCACUGUUUCUGAAAACAACCAUAAACACACUCUGAGGAAGAGAGAGGUUGUGCGAGCAAGUUUCUAAUAACCUGGAUUUAAAAACAUCAGACCGAAAUGUCGUUUUGAGGCGCUGAUUUUUCUGCUAAUGAAGAUGACCGCUGGCCCAGUCACAAUGUUUACCUGGCUCAUUAAACGUGUCGGGUAAUUGAUCAGCUGUGCUAAAGGCCUCAGAUCCUCGGUGCUCGCCUGAAAGACAGACGGGAAUCCUCGUGGUGUGAAGGAGGGAGCAUCAAGCUCCAGGCUAAACCAAUAAUUCACAUUCAUCUAAACCUCUCCUGAAGAUGUCACAUACUGGACCCCCUCCUCGAUGGCGGAAUUGUCCGAGAAGAGGUCAACCUGUGGCAGGUAAAUUCCUCCCUAUGAAAACAAUGUUGGGUCCCAGAUAUGAUGACCAAGUUGCAGAGGAGAACAGGUUUCACCCGAGUAUGCUGUCCAACUUUUCAAAAAACCUAAAAGUGAAAAUGGGUUUGCUUGUCGAUUUGACGAACACAACUCGCUUUUACGACCGCAACGACAUUGAAAAAGAGGGCAUGAAAUACGUGAAGCUUCAAUGUAAAGGCCAUGGAGAAAGCCCUUCAAAAGAAACAACGAGUAUGUUCAUCAGGCUCUGUGAAAACUUCAUCGAGAAGAAUCCCACAGAAUUAAUAGGUGUUCACUGCACACAUGGCUUCAACCGGACAGGCUUUCUGAUAUGUGCGUACCUGGUGGAGAAGAUGGACUGGAGCGUGGAGGCAGCUGUAGCUGUUUUCAGCCAGGCUCGGGCCCCUGGGAUCUAUAAGGGAGACUACCUCAAAGAGCUUUUCCGUCGCUAUGGUGACGAGGAUGACGCACCCCCUGCUGCCCCCGCGCUCCCGGAGUGGUGCUUCGAAGAUGAGGACGGCGGGGAAGUGGACGAUGACGGUAACGCCCUCGGGCAGGAAUCAGGCCCUAGCUCCUCGGGGUCAGGGCCCGGCAAACGAAAGAGAGAGAAAAUAAAACUGGGUGCAGUGUUCCUUGAAGGCAUCACAGUGAAAGGCGUCACACAGAUCACCACACAACCCAAACUGGGAGAAACCCAAAGACUGUGUCAGGAGAUGGCCGAGUGGGACAAGUCUGGUUUUCCUGGUGCUCAGCCCGUAUCCAUGGACAGACAAAACCUUCAAUUCCUGGAAAAGAAUCCUUACAAAGUCAGCUGGAAGGCAGACGGCACACGGUACAUGAUGUUAAUCAACGGUAAAAAUGAAGUCUUCAUGAUCGACAGAGACAACACAGUCUUCCACAUAGCAAACCUUGAGUUUCCUUUCCGGAAGGAUCCACGAGUCCACUUAGCAAAUACGCUACUGGAUGGGGAGAUGAUCAUCGACAAAGUGAACGGUCAACCCGUCCCUCGCUAUUUGAUAUAUGACAUCAUCAAAUUCAACAGACAACCUGUUGGGCAGUGUGAUUUCAAUAUCCGACUUUUAUGCAUAGAAAAAGAGAUCAUUUCCCCUCGCAUUGAGAAGAUGAAGACCGGGCAGAUCAACAAAACCAAGGAGCCCUUCAGCGUCCGACAUAAACCCUUCUUUGACAUUCAUGAAACACACAAGCUACUCGGAGGCAGCUUCACAUCCCAGGUCAGCCAUGAAAUUGAUGGGCUUGUCUUCCAGCCGUGUGGGAGAUACAAGGCUGGGAGGUGUGAUGACAUCCUGAAGUGGAAGCCCCCCAAUCUGAACUCUGUGGACUUUCGCCUCAAGAUCACCAAAGUUGGAGGAGAAGGGCUGCUUCCAGAGACGGUCGGCUUGCUGUACGUCUGCAACUAUGACAGGCCCUUUUCAAAAAUGAAGGCAACUAAAGAGCUGAAACAGUACGACAACAAGAUCAUUGAGUGCACCUUCGCCGACAACACCUGGGUGUUUAUGAGACAGAGGGUGGACAAGAGCUUCCCCAACUCAUUCAUCACAGCGAUGGCUGUGUGUAAAAGCAUCCAAGAGCCCGUCACGAAGGAAAUCCUCCUGGAGUACGUGGACCGCUGCGCCCAGGGAGUGCAAGAGCCAGCCCAGAAGCGGAAACGCCCGGCAGAGCCGCACUCUGGGCUAAUUACCCCUCCCUCUUCAAAGAAACCCAACAGGUCAAUCCCGUAGCCCACAGCUGGGCUUCCUGGACUGCUUUACAGUCAUUCUUUACAUCUACACUACCAGUCAAAAGUGUGGAAACACCUUCUUAUUCAAGGGUUUGUAUUUAUUUUAAGUAUUUUAGACACUGUAGAUUAAUACCAAAGACAUCAAAACUAUGAAACAACAUAUAUGGAUUUUUUUAAUUAACAAAAAAGCGUUAAACAAACAGAAUAUGUUUUAUAUUUUAGAUUCUGUAAAGUAGCCCCCUUUUUCUUCAUGAAAGCUUUGUACACAGUUAAUUUGUGGAAUGACUUGCCUUCUUAAUGUGUUUGAGACCAUCAGUUGUGUUGUUCAGAGGUUGGGUUCACACACAAUGGAUACCGUUGUAAUCCAUAUUAUGGCAAAAACCUAUUAUUCUAUAGUUUUGAUGUCUUCAGUACUAAUCUACAAUGUUGAAAUUAAUUAAAAUAAAUUAAAACCAUUGAAUGAGAAGGUGUGUCCAAACUUUUGACUGGUAGUGUACAUCACCAGCCACAUCAACAACCCCCCAAACAGAAGAUAAACAUAUCAAGGCUUUCUACCCUCUGCACAUGUUCAUCAUCGGCCUGUACUCCUAAGGACUACAGAAAACCUUAAACUGACAUCAUUGACAUUAAUUGACCUUGUAGACUUGUUUGUAGCUUUCAUUCUUGGUGUUCUUAUUAAAACUAAAAACAUGA
Notolabrus celidotus (New Zealand spotty) is the source of this 2845-nucleotide messenger RNA. Its product is annotated as mRNA-capping enzyme-like. Lineage: Eukaryota; Metazoa; Chordata; Actinopteri; Labriformes; Labridae. Gene Ontology annotation, biological process: protein dephosphorylation; 7-methylguanosine mRNA capping. The record is from RefSeq and is a predicted model, not a curated record. Gene Ontology annotation, molecular function: ATP binding; mRNA guanylyltransferase activity; mRNA 5'-triphosphate monophosphatase activity. The transcript has 16 exons. Bases 336 to 2153 code for a protein of 605 amino acids.